Messenger RNA from Pseudoliparis swirei, 4004 nucleotides. Its product is annotated as carcinoembryonic antigen-related cell adhesion molecule 5. The transcript is spliced from 10 exons. NCBI's taxonomy places the organism in Eukaryota, Metazoa, Chordata, Actinopteri, Perciformes, Liparidae. Bases 71 to 1924 code for a protein of 617 amino acids. The record is from RefSeq and is a predicted model, not a curated record.
UUGAUUACUCCAGUCAACGUCUGAUGAGUGACGUUUCCCUCCGCUGUGUGUAUCUCACAAAGGGAGAUCAAUGGAUAUGUUACCUUUACUUUGUGCAGUCGCUGUGGCUUUCACAGGUUUGGCCAGAGGAGCUGGUGUGUUGCCAGACGCUCAUCUGAAUGCAGCUGUGGGAGAGACAGUGAUGUUCACCACAACAGUGACUCUACCAGAAACACAAGUUGCAAUAAUCCGAUGGAAAUUUGGGGAUAAGGAUAUCACAUUUUUUAACUUGAAUAACUUCACUACACCAGAGUAUGUAAGCAGGAUCACUCUGUUCAUGUCUACUGGAUCUCUGGAGCUCAGGAGUCUGACUCUUAAUGACAGUGGAGAAUACAGCAUUUCCAUUUUACCACCUGGAGAAAAACCGAUGGACGGGACAACCACACUGAGUGUAUAUGAGCGAGUUUCCAACGUCAUGGUAAAUGCCAACAGCACAGACUUGAAUCAGGACUUCUCUGUCCGUCUGUCCUGCUCCUCCUCUGGAGCCUCUCUCUCUUUCUUCUGGCUCAACGGCAGCUCUCAGGUUACAGCCAGUGACAGAGUUCAGCUCACUGACGGAGGCUCCACUCUCACUAUGAAUGUGACUCGUUACGACCAGGGACCCUUCAGUUGUCGUGUGUCCAACCCCAUCAGCAACGCCACCAGUAGUCAAAUACACCUCUCCAUCAGCUACGGACCAGAAAAUAUAAAUCUGGAAAUAAAUCCGCCACUAGGAAACUAUGAGGUAGGGUCAGACAUCAGCCUGUCCUGCUUAGCUGACUCCAGACCUGAUCCCGAUAUCACAUGGUUUCUGAAUGGAGACCUGCAGACUGAUACUGGACCUCACCUCAUACUGAUGAACAUUCAGGAGAGUCAGAGUGGAAACUACAGCUGUCGGGCCUUCAACAGCAAAACUAUGACAGAAGUAACGUCUUCACCCUCAGCUGUCUCUGUCAUGAAGAAAAUAUCAGGUGCUUCUAUCACAACGGAAACAAACCUGUCGAUAGAAGGGAAAUCGUUCAACUUAUCCUGUGAUGCUGCAGGCUCUGUGUUUCACAGAGAGUGGAGGAAGGGUGACGUAGAACUGACUCCAGAAGACAACAUGCAACUUUACGACAAGAACAGAGUGUUGUCCUUUAAGAGUCUGAGUAAAGAAGAAACUGGAGAUUAUUUCUGUAAAGUCAGCAAUCCCAUCAGCCAGGAAGAAGCUAAAUACACAUUGGUUGUUUUCUAUGGACCAGAAAACGUCAAAAUCGACGGUCCAAAUGAGAUACCAUGUGAAGACACCUUAACAUUAAUCUGCUCUGCUGACUCUGUACCUGCUGCUGCUUUCACCUGGAAGCUGAACGGGACAAAGAUACACAAUUCUCCUGUUUUAAAAAAACCCAACAUUAACUCUUCGCUGAGUGGAAACUACACCUGUGAAGUGUUUAAUCAUAUAACGGGGACAACACUCUCAGCGGACCAUCAACUGUCUGUAACAGAGAGACCAAACCAAUCAACAUGUUCGGAUGGUUGCAUCGCUGGAAUAGUAAUCGCAGUUUUAGCCGUCUGUGGAGGACUGUGUGGAGGAUACUACAUGUAUCAUACAAGAAAAAAGAGAACUACACUCUCUGUUAGAAACCAUCCCAGCAGAACAGGAGCUGAAGGCCAAGACAACAAAGCAUAUGCAGGAACUCAGGAGUUGAACUACGCAGAUAUCAGUUUUUCCCAGAAUAAAGACGGUGGAACAGUGCAGCUGGCGUCGCAGAGUAACUCAGAAUACGCCCAGAUCGGAGUGAACAACAAUCCCCCUGCAGCUUCUUCCUCUCCUACCCAUGAUGCCCAACAGCAGCAAAUUAAGAAGCCAGCUCCUCAGCCUCCUUCUGAUGUCGCACAACUUUACGCUCAAGUUCGCAAGAAGUGACAGCACUGGAUGUGAUGGAUUCUCUGGUGAGGUCAGACUGGAGGCCAGAAGCAGCUGAGAUGGGGUCAGAGAAAUCUGCUUUUCCCUCGCAGUUCCUUUUUUAUAGCGGACUAAUUUUAACCUGUGUUUAUUAUGUCAACGCACUUUAGCAGUGGUUAAUAAUCCACCAGGUUCGAACAGUUGUUGCCAUGGCUGAGGUCAGGCGGCACAAUACUCGACGACCCGCUGGCCUUUCCCACAGAAGAGCUUCCUGUUGAAUGUGUACAGUCAAUGCAAAGUGAAGUGCACACAUCUGAGCUUGAGCAUAAUGUUCGACAAUGGUGUGAGAUUCAAAUUUAAAUUCAAUUUUAAUUACAGAUUAUGAGUUUCUGUAUUUGUUUUCGUGUUUCACAUCUUACAAAAACAAAACAUAAUGGUUAUUUAACAAUAUAUAAUUUACCUUUCAGUGGUAUCUGUCACACCCCAAGCGUGUUAAUUUAUCGAUAACUAGUUAACUAUAAUUACCUUGACAUGGUGGAAAGAUUCAAAGGUUCAGUUGAAAGAUCAAUAGAGAAAUAAAUUGUUGUAAUUUAAUUCCUCUAGUUUAACUUUGUUCCCCACCAACGGGGAGGUAUGCUGCCACAGUAAUAACAAAUGCUAACAGGCAAAAAGUAUGCAAUACGUUUCUCUCCAGAAGAAACAAUAGUUGAUCAAAGUUCCAGGCAUACACAUGAGGUUAUUUGUUUGAUAUCUACAGCUACAAUAAUGACCGUGAGUCUUGAAGUUGCUAGAAAAAGCAAAUGGAAACUGUUUCUUUGAAGAUACUGUAUAUCUCAGUCAUUUCCCACAAAUGAUCAACAGAAUUAUGUUUGUAUUGAGAUGGUGACGAGAUGGUAGCAUCAUCAGCAAGAACUAAGUCACGAGUGCCACCUCAGAUUUUAGUUAUUGAACAGACUAAAAUAAGUAAAUCCAAAACUGUUGACCACGCUAGACUACGAGAGCAGUGAGAGUCGGUCGGACGGCUAAACAAUGAGCUGGAACUCUCUAAAGGCUCCGUAAAGCCGAUUGGAGCUGCAUAUUCAGGUGAUGGUUCUCUGUAGUUUCUUCACCAGCAACAUUGUUUUCACAUUGUUAUUUAAUAGAUGUAGAACAUAAAUAGUCAUUAUAGAUGCAUAGUAGGAUACAUUCUGUCUGUUAUCACAAGAAAUGCAUGAAAUUACGGGUAUUACAAGAGUCUUGUGUCUUUUUCAGCUGUGUAUUUGAAGAGUGAGGCUUCACAUGAAGGCAGAAAGUCAUUUGUCUUCAGCCCGGCUCCGCAUUAACCGCCAUAAGACAUUAAUGUCCCUAACCCAUUAUUUACACAGGCUCUGUUUUAGUUGCACUCUUGAAGAGAAUGAAGUCUCCCAAACUGAGCAAUUGGCAGAUUCCCCAAACCCCCCAUUAGUGACUCAUUAGUAAAGCUCAAACAUGUGAGUUACAUGCAUGGUUGAUUUCUCCUGCAUGGUAAAGCAUCAGUUUUUAAAACUAAAGGUUCCUAGACUUUGAACAUUGUCAAAAGGAGAUACUUAAUGGAAAAAAUAAUGGGUUGUAAUAUGUAAUGGUAUUUUUAUUGGAUGAUAUGCGCUGUUCAAUUGAUAAAAACAAUCUUGAAGCUUAACAAAGGUAAUUAUAAAUCACCUAAUCACUAAUUUACAAUUUAAAGGCUGUUGUUUUAUUAUUUAUUGUUUUCUCUCAGUUAACUGUGCAAUCAAUUUUAGAAUCCAAUACAAAUGGUGUGGCCUUAAAGUGCUUUUUGAAUCCAGGUGUUUUCUCAGGCUGCUAAUGACUCUCUCUGGCUACCAUACUAAGCAUGUUUACCUAAUUUUAAAUCUUGUACGUAUUCAGGGGUGAAUUAAGGAGUAAUUACAAUUCUUGUUUCAUCAUGAUUUGUCUAGCAGUGUCCAAUCUUUUAUUAUUACUUUUUUGUUCAAUCUAACUGUAACUUUGACUGUAAUUUAGUGCCUCACCAAACUGAACAUGUGAUUAACGUUUGACCAAAGAUAGAAGGUUGUAUUUGUAGUAAUUUGAUUUCUCAUUUACAUGAUUAAACUAUUUACAUUUU